Messenger RNA from Aspergillus versicolor CBS 583.65, 1341 nucleotides. Its product is annotated as NAD(P)/FAD-dependent oxidoreductase. Gene Ontology annotation, molecular function: oxidoreductase activity. Gene Ontology annotation, cellular component: cytoplasm. Bases 1 to 1341 code for a protein of 446 amino acids. The record is from RefSeq and is a predicted model, not a curated record. NCBI's taxonomy places the organism in Eukaryota, Fungi, Ascomycota, Eurotiomycetes, Eurotiales, Aspergillaceae. The transcript has a single exon.
AUGUCCAACUCCCCCGAUGGUAUCUACGAAAAAGGCAUUGUCGACCCCGGACUGCCUGUCCUCAACUCGACCAAACCAUUCUGGCUCAGUGAGCCCUCCAAGAUCUCAAAGCUCCAGUCACCAUGGACUGAUGAGGCUGAUUUCGUGAUCAUUGGGUCUGGAAUGAGUGCUGCGAGUCUUGCCCGGUCGCUGUACGCCAAACGACCAGGACUCAGUGUUGUACUGGUCGAAGCCCGAGAUCUCUGCUCUGGCGCAACAGGACGUAAUGGAGGCCACUGCAAGGCCCAGAGUCCUGGCGACUGGCAUGCACGCAGGAGUAAAUACGGCGUGGAUGAGGCUGUCAAGAUCAUGGAGUUUGAGCACCGCCAUGUGCGUGAAACCAUCGCUGCGGUUGCUGAGCACCGCAUUGAGUGUGACCUUCAUGUUCUAGAAGGGUUGGAUGCUUAUUAUGACCCUAAAGUCUUCCAACAUGCCGUUUCAGCUGUGAUGGAGAUGCGAACGGUCGCUCCACAGCUUGGUGCACUAUACACCAUCUACACCUCUCGCAAGGACUUGGAUAAACGCAACUGCUCGAAGCAAGUACUGGGUGCUAUUGGAAUGAGAGCUGCCUCUCUCUGGCCGUAUAAGUUUGUGACCGGCCUGCUGGCAAAGCUGGUCGAGCAGGGACUGCGUAUCCAGACCAACACCGCCGUCACCAGCAUCACCGACCGCGACAUCGACCCUUUUGCAACGGUCAACACGACCCGUGGUGUAAUCAAGGCGAAGGCUGUCGUCCAUGCGACAAACGGCUGGGUUGGCCACUUGAUCCCUGAACUGCGGCCUUAUGUCUCGCCCGUGCGUGCAAAUGUCCAACGCCGUCUACCUUCGCCCAUACAGCCCCGAACAAACAACUCGUGGUGGCUACGAUACGGCGAGAAGGACUACGACUAUAUGAUGCAGCGUCCAGAUGGGUCCUUUAUUAUCGGUCGCUCGAAUACCGGACGCCGUGCCACUGCAGACGACAGCCAGGUGGAUUUCCUCCCACACACGCACCUCCGCGGCGCCACCCCUUUAGUGCAUGAUUUUGGAACCAAGGAUAUUGAGACAACCCAUGCAUGGAGCGGCCCAGUUGCCUUCUCGCAUGAUGGGAAUCAGUUUGUUGGGAAGCUGCCUUUCCCUGGUCGCAGUCAUCAAUGGGUCUCUGCGGCCUUCCAGGGUAUUGGCAUGGUAAGAGCAUUCCUGUCGGCGCAGCUGCUUGCUCAUCUUAUUCUGGAUGAGCGGAUUCCUGAUUACUAUCCUCUGUCUUUACUCAUUACUGAGGAGCGGUUGAGUACCUUGCCUCAGCCAACCAGCAAGCUAUAG